This is a messenger RNA of Poecilia latipinna (sailfin molly), 1217 nucleotides long. RefSeq names its product E3 ubiquitin/ISG15 ligase TRIM25-like. The annotation marks the transcript as partial. Gene Ontology annotation, molecular function: zinc ion binding. The record is from RefSeq and is a predicted model, not a curated record. NCBI's taxonomy places the organism in Eukaryota, Metazoa, Chordata, Actinopteri, Cyprinodontiformes, Poeciliidae. The transcript has a single exon.
CAAUUAUAUGUUAAAUGUAAAUAAAAUUGCACCUCUAUAUUGCACAGUUCAGUUAAACUUAGCUGCAAGAAUGGUCAGACUUUAAACUAUAAUUUUCAAGAACAGAGAGGAAAAUAAGUAUUUGAACAUCCUGCAACUUUACAAGUUCUCCCACUUAGAAAUCAUGGAGGGUUUGAAAUUUUCACUUCAGGUUCAUGUCCACAGUGAGAGACACAAUCUAAAAAAAUCUGGAAAUCCAGGAGUGCAUGUGCAUAAAUGGUAAUAUUUAAUCAUGUUCUUUAAUAAUAUUUCUUUACAAUCAUGUUUCCUUUAUUCAGUAUAUUUCUCAUGAACAGUUGGGCCCAUUUGUAUCCAUUAUUGUUUUUACCUAAGAUAAACCUCAUGGUCUGAUACAACUUUGGGUCUAACAUUGGCAGGAUUAUUUUGAUGAUCUGAACUUUGAGGCUGGGCGUAACCAAGAUAAGCUGUGGGUAAAACCUGAUUGGCUGCAGCCUCUCUGCACUGAAACAUGAGUCAUAAAUCAGGACAAAAUAGUUUCUGUUUUGAGGAAGAGAAACUCAGACAGUCACUGUGACUGAGAGCAGAAAUGGAGCAGAAUCAGUUCGACCGAGAGACUUUCUCCUGUUCCAUCUGUCUGGAUCUACUGACGGAUCCGGUGACGACUCCCUGUGGACACAGCUACUGUAUGACCUGCAUUAAAGGUCACUGGGAUGAAGAGGAUCAGAAACGAAUCCACAGCUGCCCUCAGUGCAGAGAGACAUUCAUACCAAGGCCUGUUUUGAAGAAAAACACCAUGCUAGCAGCUUUAGUGGAGCAGCUGAAGAAGACUGGACUCCAAGCUGCUCCUGCUGACCACUGUUAUGCUGGACCUGAAGAUGUGGCCUGUGAUUCCUGCACUGGAAGAAAACUGAAAGCCAUCAAGUCCUGUUUAGUCUGUCUGGCCUCUUUCUGUGAGAAACACCUUCAGCCUCAUUAUGAUGUGGCUCCAUUAAGGAAACACAAGCUGGUGGAGCCGUCCAAGAACCUCCAGGAGAACAUCUGCUCUAAGCAUGAUGAGGUGAUGAAGAUGUUCUGCCGCACUGAUCAGAAGUGUAUCUGUCUCAUCUGUUUAAUGGAUGAACAUAAAGGCCAUGAAACAGUGUCAGCUGCAGCAGAAAGGACUGAGAGGCAGAGAGAGCUGGAGGAGAGACGAGGAAACAUCCAGCAGAGAAUCCAGG